AUGCCGCUCGAUGAUUCAAUAACUGGUUCUCCGCAGCAAGACAUUGUCACGAUGCAUAUUAGAACCAAUGGCCCGUGGAAAAAGUGCAAAUAA
Molecule: messenger RNA, 93 nt
Organism: Histoplasma mississippiense
Lineage: Eukaryota; Fungi; Ascomycota; Eurotiomycetes; Onygenales; Ajellomycetaceae
Exons: 3
Coding region: 1-93 (30 amino acids)
Source: RefSeq, a predicted model, not a curated record